GCGCCUGCGCUUCCGUCUCGGGGUGGUGGGGGGGUUAGUCCCACGCCUUCCUGUCCCGGCCGUCCCUCCACACAGCUGGGAUCCGGCCGUGCAGAUGGCGGCUCAGAAGAUAAACGAGGGCCUAGAGCACAUCGCCAAAGCCGAGAAGUACCUGAAAACUGGUUUUUUAAAAUGGAAGCCGGACUAUGACAGUGCAGCCUCUGAAUACGGAAAGGCAGCUGUUGCUUUUAAAAAUGCCAAACAGUUUGAACAAGCAAAAGAUGCCUGCCUGAGAGAAGCCGCUGCCCAUGAAAACAACAGGGCACUCUUUCAUGCUGCCAAGGCUUAUGAGCAAGCUGGCAUGAUGUUGAAGGAGCUGCAGAGGCUGCCAGAGGCCAUCCACCUCAUUGAGAAAGCCAGCAUGAUGUAUCUGGAGAACGGCACCCCUGACACGGCCGCCAUGGCGCUGGAACGAGCUGGAAAGCUAAUAGAAAAUGUGAAUCCUGAGAAGGCCGUGCAGCUAUAUCAGCAGACAGCCAAUGUGUUUGAGAAUGAGGAACGCUUACAACAAGCCGUUGAGUUACUAGGAAAAGCAUCCAGGCUCUUGGUGCGAGGACGCAGGUUUGACGAGGCAGCACUGUCUAUUCAGAAAGAGAAAAAAAUUUAUAAGGAAAUUGAGAACUAUCCAACUUGCUAUAAGAAAACAAUUGCUCAAGUCUUAGUUCAUCUCCACAGAAAUGACUACGUGGCUGCAGAGAGGUGUGUCAGGGAAAGCUACAGCAUUCCAGGCUUCAACGGGAGUGAGGACUGUGCCGCUCUAGAACAGCUGCUCGAGGGCUACGACCAGCAAGACCAGGAUCAAGUGUCAGAGGUCUGCAACUCCCCUCUCUUCAAGUACAUGGACAACGAUUAUGCUAAGCUGGGCCUGAGUCUGGCGGUUCCAGGCGGGGGGAUCAAGAAGAAACCGGCAACAGCUCCACCAGCCAAGUCUGAAGGCUCUGCUGCUGCUCCCACAGAGGAAGAGGAAGAUGAGUAUGCCGGCGGGCUGUGCUAGGAUGACAUCCCUCUCAGCCUGCACGGACCUCAGCUUCUCCAAGGGCAUCCAGACACCAUCACGCCAUCAUCUGGAAUGUUGAGAAGACUUAAAUUUGAGUUUGCGUCCGUCCAGAUUACCCACUCGCUGUAAAGCCGCGUCUCCCCCUCUCAUCACAUGGUCUGCCCCCAGACACCGGCAGGUGCAGACAGAAGCAUCCCCGCCACAUUUUAACACAGCUGACGAUUGUGGCUCUGUAAGCCGUUGUGCCCAGCUGCAUUUUAGACGGGAUAUGUACAUCUCAUUCUAAGCAGACACACAGUCUUUGGAGUUUCUGUGGUUUUAUGUAUGAAGAAUCGUUUACAUUUUAUUUAAAAUCGCUGCUCAAAGUGAAGUUUACUGGCUAAACGUAAUAGCGAUUUAAAGAUUUGUUUUGAAAAAGACCACUUCCACCUCCACCAGGAUAUCAGAGAUGUAAAUUGCUAAAAAUCUCCUCAAAAGUGCGAUUGGGACAGGAACCUAAUUUGAGUUUUAUAAUACUGACUUUAAUCCAUAAAAGGUCCAUUUAAAGUCUUAUGUAUUAGUUUGAAAAUUUUAAUUUUUAUGAAGUGAUUCUGUAAAUAUCUUCAGUUUUUUCUGAAGUAUGGAUUUUUUUUUUUAAUGUAAAAGAAGAGAAAGGGUAGAGGAGAUAGCUCGUUAUGCAGAAGACUUUUACGCCAAGGCUGUGAAGUCCUGAGUUCAGCCCCCCGCACUACACCACUACCUUAAGCCAAAAGGUAAGCAGUGCUCUGGUGAACUGCUAAUAAUAAUUAUAAAUAGAGGUGUUUAUUUUUUUUUGUCUUGUUUUUAAAUACAUUUACUAUCUCCAACCUAUUUUGUUUUUAGUGAAUGUGAAGUAAUCAGACCUUUUUUUACAUGUCUUCACAAAAAGGUAGUAUCUCUGUCAGAGUAUGAGAUUUAUAUUUCUUCCUUCCCAAAUAAGUUUUUGAUUCAUUAAGAGUUGUAACUGGACAGUAACUUGGCAUGUGAAAAGCAGUUUAGAACAGAAAUUUCGCUCACAGAGUGGUUUCUGAGUGGCAUGCAGUCAAAGUACUAGGCUGCCAGUAUAUUCCAUUCUCUAUAGGUAUUUUCUUGUUUGCGUAUGUUUGAAGCUUUCCUUUUUAUCCUUGUGACUCAGCCCUGCCCCCCAGGCAGUUCAUCGGAAAGAGGCCCCCAACACCAGCACUGCCGACACAGGCAGGUGCCCCCCAGAGUGGCUUCUUGCUUGUCCAGCACCCGUCUCGACCUUUUCACAGCACUCUACCUUCUGUGAAGUUGUGCUGGGUUUCCUGAAAUUGUUGUGGUAGACUUGAGGGGGUUUAAUCACAGCUGGCUCCCUGGGAAAUCUUAAGCCAGAUAAAUUAACAUCCCUGUUCAGCAGAUGUACGUGGCUGGGUAAAUGUUAGGGUGGAAAUCCUUUUUUGAAGGUCUGGUUCAGAACACUAAAAAAAAAUACUUUUGAUUCAUUCAGUUACUUGCAGCUUAGUUUUCAAAAACUGUCUUUAAACUGACUUUGUACAGUCUGAGUAGAGCUGUAUUUAGGCGGUUGUACUCAAGCGUUAAACAGUAAUUUUUUGCUAAUUUGUUCACACUGCAGUUACACCUUUUAAACCCUGUGAGAAAAUUGAGGAGUCUAAUAGUAAUGCUCAUUUGAGGUAACUAGUCAUUUGAACAGAUUUGGCAAUACGUAAGAUAUCUUAAACCAUCUGUUUACAGUCUUGGAUUCUUUUUUUAAUCUUCUGUAUUACAAAAUUAGAGUAUGGUUCAGAGCCCUGAGUCUCAGAAAAGCUUCAUGGAAGACCGCUGUCUGCACCGCCCCCGUCCACAUCCAGUAUGCAGGGUUUGUGAGAGUAUUUCUUGGUGUCAGGACCAUCCUAGUACAGAAUAUUGAUCCCACCGUUCUGCAUCUUAUUUCUCUACUUAAGUCUUUUAUUUUGAGAGUAUGGUUGGAAGUGGAAAACUUGGAGUUUACAACAGAGAAAUAAUACUUUCCAGAUCUCAUGUUACCACUUAUACCAGAGUGGAAGCCUGCAUGAUUAUGUCCCGAAUUUAAUACUCAAUAUUCUGUUAUGUUGUAUGUGAACUCAAAAUAUAUUUAAUAUAUUGAAUUUAAUUGUAAAUAUUCAGAGAAUGGUAUCUGUGUACAGUAUCCGUGAUUUAUUUUCCCCAUCUUGUUGAUGAGUACGAUAUUAAAUGUGUUAUGGAAAAUGUAAAUUAUUGCUCUCUAGGGAGGUAAUUGUGAAAAUAAAAUCUGUAGCCA
Messenger RNA from Erinaceus europaeus (western European hedgehog), 3311 nucleotides. RefSeq names its product NSF attachment protein gamma (gene NAPG). Gene Ontology annotation, cellular component: vacuolar membrane; SNARE complex. The transcript has 12 exons. NCBI's taxonomy places the organism in Eukaryota, Metazoa, Chordata, Mammalia, Eulipotyphla, Erinaceidae. The record is from RefSeq and is a predicted model, not a curated record. Gene Ontology annotation, biological process: intracellular protein transport. The coding region runs from base 95 to 1033 and encodes 312 amino acids. Gene Ontology annotation, molecular function: soluble NSF attachment protein activity; syntaxin binding.